This is a messenger RNA of Leptopilina boulardi, 1020 nucleotides long. RefSeq names its product proteoglycan 4-like. The record is from RefSeq and is a predicted model, not a curated record. The coding region runs from base 1 to 1020 and encodes 339 amino acids. Lineage: Eukaryota; Metazoa; Arthropoda; Insecta; Hymenoptera; Figitidae. The transcript is spliced from 3 exons.
AUGAUCGACAAGAUGCAACAUGGUAUGAAUUACUUUCCGUAUAGAUGUGCAGAAGGAAACCUUUAUGGAAAUUCAUCAAAUCAAUCAGGUGCUCCACCACAACCUGGGAUUCAACCUGGCGUUCUACCCGGAGUUCAACACCCUCCAACACCUCGAAAAACCAUAUUUAUUGAACCUCAACCUCAACCUCAAAAAUCACAAUCUCGAAAAUCCGAACCUCGAAAAACCAUAUUUAUUGAACCUCAACCUCAACCUCAACCUCAAAAAUCACAAUCUCGAAAAUCCGAACCUCGAAAAUCUGCACCUCAAAAAUCCGAACCUCGAAAAUCUGCACCUCAAAAAUCUGAACUUCGAAAAUCGGAACCACGAGAAUCGAAACCUCGAAAAUCUGAACCAAGAGAGUCAGAACCUCGAAAAACUGAACUUCGAAAAUCGGAACAAGAUGUUAAAGAAACUCAGCAUGCUGAUACGGUGGAAAAAACGGACUCCAUUCAGCGUAGACCAUCAAGAUGGGAACCAGUUGAGGAAUACAUUCCAGCAACAACGAACAAAAUUGAAGAUGAAAUUUACAUUCCAACUCCAAAGGUUCAAGAAACGGAAGAGGAACGACCGUCUUCACCUGUUUCAAUUAGCUCGAAAUCAUCAAGUUCAUCUGAUUCCUCUAGUUCUUCAUCCAGUUCUUCUUCAUCGUCAUCAUCGUCUGACAAGGCAGUUAAACAAUCGUCUUCUUCUGAAGUCGCAAAUACUUUAACAGUGGCAGAACCUUCAAAAGUAGUUAACACUUUAAAUGUGGUGAAAAAUUCAGACGUGACCGAACAACAUUUAAUAGAAAAAACUUCCGAUGUGUCCACGUCUUCUAAACCUAAUGAAUCAAUAAGUGUCAGUGAUCCUUGUAUCAGAAAAUUAACAAAACCCAAAACAAUUACAGGCAAGAGAAAGAGGUCUAAAAAUCGCAAAAGUGAUGACGAUGGGGAUAAAAAACACAAGGAUAAACCUAAGAGAGCAAAAAAAAGUUCAUAG